Molecule: messenger RNA, 903 nt
Organism: Rhagoletis zephyria (snowberry fruit fly)
Lineage: Eukaryota; Metazoa; Arthropoda; Insecta; Diptera; Tephritidae
Product: neither inactivation nor afterpotential protein C-like
Source: RefSeq, a predicted model, not a curated record
CAAGUGCAAAUGAAUAUGAAUGCGUACAACAAUUAUCAUCAAUACAAUAAUGCUACCAACAGCUUAUCCUCACAAAUACGGGGCAACCUAGCAGGUUCACGGCGAAACUCUCUAAAAGGUUAUUCGGCGCCACCACCUCCACCCAUGCCACCGACAAACAUUUUUUAUCGCAAUGAUGAAAUGUAUUCACGAAUGCCGUCGCAAAACCAAAACAAUUUGAGCCGCUUGAAUCAAAACUACCAACAACGUGCUGCGUUUAUACCUCCGGACCCGGUGAGAGAGUUGAAGGACAUAGUUCGCCGUUCCAAUGAUGAGGAUAGUUCUGAAGAUCCACCUUUUAAUUUCAAAUCUUUGCUUCGCAAAACCAAUUAUUCCCACCCUGACUCAACUGUAUAUGAAUUCAAUGGCCACAUGUCAAACAAUAAUAACGAAAGUAUUGGCUUUCAGUCAUCAAAACUGAGCCUCAUGGGACGUCGACUUGAUGAUUUCAACAAUUCGCCAUCACAAAAGGUUCUAAUUGAUCAGGUUAAAUUUGCAAACCGUGGACCUCCUUUGAAACAAAGUACCACCGCAGUUGGAAAAAGCUUUGAAAACACAAACGCCAAGUCAUUCGAGGAAGCUGGCUCAUACGUGGAGGAAGAGAUUGCACCAGGCGUUACCUUAUCUGGAUAUGCAGUCGAUAUUUAAUACGCAUACAUAUAUGUGCAUACAUAGGUAUCCCUUACUUAUUUCAAAUUACGAAUUUACCAACUCCGAUUUACUAUUGAAGCACUUGACGUACAUACAUAUCGACGGUGCUUUAGCAACACCUCGUAUCAUCACUAUAGAAAUCGUAUCUCAUAAAAUUAGUUCAGAAUGGGCCUUCAAAUACUAUGAUUCAUUACGUUAUACAUAGUCUUAGUG